Molecule: messenger RNA, 1236 nt
Organism: Trypanosoma grayi
Lineage: Eukaryota; Euglenozoa; Kinetoplastea; Trypanosomatida; Trypanosomatidae
Product: glycoprotein 96-92
Exons: 1
Coding region: 1-1236 (411 amino acids)
Source: RefSeq, a predicted model, not a curated record
AUGCUGCUGGAUCGGCGUGAGUACCAAGCCCUCAGCACGCAGUUAAAGAGUAUCAUGCGGGAGGCCUGCAGCGAGGCUCCAACCGGUGCCGACCGCGCAGCGAUAGAGAAGCGCAUCGCUAUGCUGCAGUGUGCCCUCGAUGAGGUGGAGCGCAGGAUCCAGGAAAAGCAGCUCAGUGCGGAGGUGACGAGGGCGCAAGAGAUGCGAGAGCAUCGGUUGCGUCGCGAAAAGCAGAGUGAAUCGCGGAUGGAGGCGGUCAAGAAAGAUGUUCAGCAGAGGCAAAAGUUUACCAACGAGUUACAGGAAGAGAGACGAGCCUAUUACAGCCAAAGGAACGAGCAGCUAGAUGCGAAGAUCGAGAUGCAGAAGGAGGUGGCAGUGAAUGCACAGGCCGAGAUCAUAGAGAGGGCUGAGGCGGAAAACGAGAGAAGAAAACGAGCGCUUGGACGACUGUGGGAAGAACGUGCGCGGGCGCUGAAGGAGCACAAGGAGAAGUCGCAGCACCGCAUGGACCAUUGUCGCGAGGUCAUGCAGCGCCGCAAGCAACUGGAAGAGGCAAAGCGACGCGAAAAGACGCUCGCUCUCAUGCAGCACGAGGAGGAGUUGCAACAACGCCAGGCGAGGUCAGAGCAUGAUCAAAACGAGGCGAGCCGCCACCACCCCAAGCGUCUGCACCGUCACGGCAGUAGCAGGAGCAUCAACUCUGAAAGGAGCGGCCAUGUGAGGACACUCUCGCAGCCGCGCAACCACAACGCGCUGGUGAAGGCGCUGCGCGAGAAGGAGGAGCAACAUCGGGAGCGCUACGCCGCGGAGCAGGCGGUGCGCCAGUACGAGCUGCAGCAGCGGGCCGCCGCACGUAAGGAGAAGCAGGAGCGGCAGCGGCGGAAAUACGUGGAACAGCUUGAGGAAAGACUGCGGCGUGGCGAGGAAAUCAUUGAGAUGGCUCACAAUAAGAAGCACCGUGGCGAUAGGGCGAAGGGGCAGUCCGAAGCACGAGACCCGCAGGCUGGUGAGCUCGUGGCGCGCGACCUCGAGGAGCACCGCAGGCGAGCGGAGGCACACGAACUUGAGCGGCGCGACGAUGCCUUGCAAAAGAAAUAUCGUAGGUGGAACGAGCGUGCGGUGCGCGUCAUCCAGCAGCUGCAAGGUGCCAUAGAGGCGGAGUCUGCCAACGACCAGAUGGACGGCAGGCCGCAGGGGUUUCUCCCGCAGCUGGCUGCUUUCCGCGUCACAUAG